Kockovaella imperatae is the source of this 2263-nucleotide messenger RNA. RefSeq names its product POT family-domain-containing protein. Lineage: Eukaryota; Fungi; Basidiomycota; Tremellomycetes; Tremellales; Cuniculitremaceae. The transcript is spliced from 7 exons. Bases 244 to 2124 code for a protein of 626 amino acids. Gene Ontology annotation, biological process: transmembrane transport. Gene Ontology annotation, cellular component: membrane. The record is from RefSeq and is a predicted model, not a curated record. Gene Ontology annotation, molecular function: dipeptide transmembrane transporter activity.
UGGGCCCCCCAGCAGAUGGGACUUAUGCGGUGACUAACGCCGGGUCGAACUCAUAUCUGGCUUGGCGUCAUGUCCGGAGCACGAGGAAAUUUCGAUAAGGUCUUGCAUAGGGCUUGGGAUAUUGGAGUCGCACAAGACUUUCGGCGGAGAGAGAAAUGAUAAGAGUAGCUGGGAGCUGUGUCCUCCUGUAGAGGCCACUGAUACAUCUCUUCUGCUGUCUCUGACUUGAACUGACGUUUCAACAUGAGUCAACCAGCCGUCCCGCUCGACUACGAGUCUGCUGCUCUGCCAGCGACAGGUCUCCCAACCCACCAAGUGGAACCAAGUACUGACCGUACUGCGGUUCCUUCCCCAAUGACGGUGAAUGAAAAGUCGAAGAAGGGGUACGACCCCGCCGACAUGGACAAGGUAGUCGUCUCUGCCGCCAUAGACUUGGAAACGGAGGACACUCCCUCAGAGCAAGAAAUGAGUACCCUGAGAAAGGUUUCUGCGCCUCUGCCCUGGGUAGCAGUCGCCAUGUGUCUGAUCGAAUUCGGCGAGCGCGCUUCUUACUACGGUUCAAAGGGACCUUUCAACAACUUCAUCAACAAUCCUCUACCUGAAGGAGGUAAUGGUGCCGGUGCUGUGGCACCUGGUGCUGCUGGGAUCAAUCAGAGUGCCGGAGCUUUAGGCAAAGGUUCGGUGGCUGCUUCAGCCCUUGUGAACAUGUUCGACUUUUUGGCAUACGUCAUUCCGAUCUACGGAGCCAUCGUGGCAGAUACUAAAUGGGGUCGAUUCAAGACUAUCUGUGUCGGUACGGCCGUUGGUGGGAUUGCACACAUCAUCCUCGUCAUUCCCGCGAUUCCAGCGGUCAUUCAAAAUCCUAAUGGAUCUCUCGGAGCUUUCAUCAUCAGUAUCGUCUCCCUUGCCUUCGCAGCGGGAUUCAUCAAGCCCUCCUUGGGACCUCUGCUCUGUGAUCAAUCCCCCGUCAAGGUUCCAACGCUCAAAACGCUCAAGAGUGGUGAACGAGUCAUUGUGGACCCUUCGGCUACAGUCGAGAGGUACCUCUUGAUCUUUUACUGGUGCAUCAACGUCGGAGCGUUUUUCGCCCUUGCCACGUCGUACUCGUCCCGAUUAGUCGGCUUCUGGCUGGCGUUCUUGAUCCCCGGUAUCAUCUACAUCCUCAUGCCUGCUGUACUCGUGAUCGCCUCAAAAGGCCUGUACAAAGCUCCACCUCAAGGCAGUGUUGUGCUCGAGGCUAUAAAGGUCUUUAGGGUCCUGCUCUCUGACGGAGGCUGGAAGCGCAUGUGGAAAGGUGGAGACGACUUUUGGAACAGGGCAAAGCCGACUUUCAUCUAUGAUCGUGACGGAGAGCUAGACCUGAACAAGGUUUUCUGGGACGACAAAUUCGUUGAUGAGAUCAAACAAUCGAUCCACGCCUGUCAAGUUUUCCUCCUUAUUCCCUUCUUCGCCAUGGCAGAUGGCGGCAUCGGUAACUCGGUCAACUCCAUGUCCACCGCAAUGACAUUGAAUGGAGCCCCCAACGAUUUGAUCUCAAAUUUCAACCCUUUGGCCUUGAUUGUCUUUACGCCUCUCGCUACGUACUUCAUUUACCCUUUCUUCACCAGGAUCGGUCACCCUUUGAAACCCAUGACCAGGAUGUGUGUCGGAUUCUUGAUGGCUAGUUUCGGUGAUAUCUGUGCAGCCCUAGUUCAAUGGCGGAUCUAUAAGACUUCACCUUGCGGAUGGUACGCUUCUACCUGCGCCGAAGUGUCUCCCGUCGCAAUCUGGUGGCAGAUUCCAAUCAUCAUGAUCCCAGCAGCUGGAGAAAUCUUUGUCAAUGUCACAAGCUAUGAACUGGCUUACACCCGAUCCCCAGCCCGAAUGAAGGGUCUCGUCUAUGCUAUGGCCCUGUUCAACUCUGCCAUCUCGGCAGCUCUGUCGCUAGCACUUGCCAAUGCGAUUCAAGACCCAUGGUUGAUUUGGCCCUGGACAGCAUUGGCAGUCAUCACAUUCUGCCUUGCAUGGGUCUUCCCAACCUACUUUCGUAACCUUAAUGAGCCUCAAUCCGACUUUGCAAACAAAGACAGGAUGGAAGGUCGAUUGCAACCGAAAGUCUUGGCUGGAAAGGAGAGUGAACCGUAGAUCAGGUAGAUUGUCGAAGAGAUGUCGACACACAUUCUGUGGCGCCACGACGGCCACUCGGAUCACAUACCUCCAGUGUUAAUUACCGUGAUUCAGGUUUGAUUGCUUUGUAAAGGAUGCAGCAAAGACGUGCUCAAAG